AUGGCGUCCUCAGUAGCAGAAGCUCCAUCCUCCUCUUCGAGUCUUCGUAAAAACGUGGCCUCUCCUCCACCCCUUGUUGACGACGAUGAAGACGAUGAUGAAUUCUCCCGCCUACUCAACGCUCAUAAGAAGGCACGCGACGACGGUGGAGGAGCGCCUCCUCGGCAGACCCAAAGUUCAACAGUUGAUGGUAGCGCUCGGAAGCCACCUGGGAAACGACAGAGGGUUGUGGGCUAUGGCGAUAUUGAUGGUGCUGGCGCUCGGAGAUAUACCUCUGAGAACCCUAGGCGUCGAGGAGGAAGGGCCAUGCCAGUCUCCCAAAGGGAGCAUACGGCUAUGGGUCUAGUGCCCCCUCGACCGUUAAGAUUUCCCUUUCCACCCUACUGUGGACCUCUCGCCAAACUAGUGUCCAGCGGUCCUCCCCCUCCUCUCCCAGCCGACGAGAAGUCCGUCAUGAUGAAGGAGAUGCUAGACCGAAUACAGUUCCUCACUGAAGAGAACGAACGGCUUACAUGGAUAGUGUCUGAUCAAAAGCGGCUCCUUCGGAAUGACGGCGAUGGCCGCGCGUCGAUGCCACCACCCUUUGGAGCUCCCCCGCCCCCAGGGGGCCAUCGCCAUCGACGUGAGGAUGAGUCUGACAGACCAUCGAUUGAAGCUUCUGAUGUGGUAGCUCCCGCUGACCAGGCAACAGUACUUCCUCCAUGGAGAUCAAAGAAAACGCCCACCAGCUCUCUGCCCCACACUGGUGAAGACCUCUUGACGGCUCCUACUGAAGAGCAUAAGACGGCGACCACUCGGAAGGAGGCGGCUCCUGAGGGACAUCCCUCUCCUCCGCAUUCCACGGUCUAG
Perkinsus marinus ATCC 50983 is the source of this 849-nucleotide messenger RNA. RefSeq lists its product as hypothetical. NCBI's taxonomy places the organism in Eukaryota, Perkinsozoa, Perkinsida, Perkinsidae. The transcript is spliced from 6 exons. The record is from RefSeq and is a predicted model, not a curated record. Bases 1 to 849 code for a protein of 282 amino acids.